Molecule: messenger RNA, 567 nt
Organism: Aspergillus terreus NIH2624
Lineage: Eukaryota; Fungi; Ascomycota; Eurotiomycetes; Eurotiales; Aspergillaceae
Product: succinate dehydrogenase cytochrome b560 subunit
Exons: 3
Coding region: 1-567 (188 amino acids)
Biological process (GO): tricarboxylic acid cycle; mitochondrial electron transport, succinate to ubiquinone
Cellular component (GO): membrane
Molecular function (GO): electron transfer activity; succinate dehydrogenase activity
Source: RefSeq, a predicted model, not a curated record
AUGAUCUCUCAGAAGGUUGCUCAGCAGUCGCUGCGACGGCUCGCCGUCCAGCAGCCCUACGCCAUGCGCUGGUCCAUGAUGAACGCGGCCUCCCCCGCCGCCAUCGCUCUCGGUCGUACCGUGCAGAGGAGACAAGCCGCAACCUCCGCCAACACGGAAGAUCCCACCAAGAUCCUUGCGAAGCAGCGUCUCAACCGCCCCGUCUCUCCCCACUUGACCAUCUACCGUCCCCAGAUCACCUGGUACGCCUCCGCAUUCAACCGUAUCACCGGUGUCGCCCUCUCCGGUGGUAUGUAUGUCUUCGCCACUGCCUACCUCGCUGCCCCUCUGUUCGGCUGGCACCUCGAGUCCGCCUCCCUGGCGGCUGCUUUCGCCGCUCUCCCCAUCGCCGCCAAGGUCCUCCUCAAGGGUACCAUCGCUUUCCCCUUCGCUUUCCACUGCAUGAACGGCGUCCGUCACUUGGUCUGGGAUAUGGGUCGUGGAAUCACCAAUCAGCAGGUCAUCAAGUCCGGCUGGACCGUCGUGGGCUUGAGUGCUCUUAGCGCCGUCGUCCUUGCUCUUCUGUAA